Sus scrofa (pig) is the source of this 1935-nucleotide messenger RNA. It is a transcript of the gene NEU1, whose product is annotated as neuraminidase 1. NCBI's taxonomy places the organism in Eukaryota, Metazoa, Chordata, Mammalia, Artiodactyla, Suidae. Gene Ontology annotation, molecular function: exo-alpha-sialidase activity. Gene Ontology annotation, cellular component: intracellular membrane-bounded organelle; cytoplasm; membrane. The record is from RefSeq and is marked provisional. Gene Ontology annotation, biological process: ganglioside catabolic process; oligosaccharide catabolic process.
GUCGCGGUAGCUCGGCUGGGGGCCCUGACUUGCUGUGGAUUUGAGGGUGACAUCUGAGCAUUUAAAGGGCUGGGGUCAACUGAGCGACUCAAGCCCGCGUCUAAUCGUGGAGCCAGGGUCGCGGCCGCCGCGGGGGAGAGAUGACUGCGGAGCGACCCGGCGCAGUGCCCCUGGGCAGACCCGGGAGACCGCCUAUGCUGGGAUUAGGGGAAGCCUAUAGGGCCCAGGUAUUUGCCUCGAUCUUCCUGCUGCUGUUGUCUCCGGCAGGAGUCGGAGCCAGGGCAAAGAACGACUUCAGUCUGGUGCACCCGCUGGUGACCAUGGAGCAACUGCUGUGGGUGAGCGGAAAACAGAUCGGUUCUGUGGACACCUUCCGCAUCCCACUCAUCACCACCACUCCUCGAGGCACCCUCCUUGCCUUCGCUGAGGCCAGGAAAAUGUCAGCAUCGGAUAAAGGCGCUAAAUUCAUUGCUCUGCGGAGAUCCAUGGACCAGGGCAGCACAUGGUCUCCGACAGCUUUCAUUGUGGAUGAUGGGGAGACCCCAGAUGGUCUGAACUUGGGGGCAGUGGUGAGCGAUACAACGACAGGCGUGGUCUUCCUUUUCUACUCCCUCUGUGCUCACAAGGCUGGCUGCCGGGUGGCCUCCACCAUGUUGGUGUGGAGCAAGGAUGAUGGUAUUUCCUGGAGCUCGCCCCGAAACCUGUCCUUGGAUAUAGGCACUGAGAUGUUUGCCCCCGGACCUGGAUCUGGCAUUCAGAAACAGUGGGCGCCUCAGAAGGGCCGGCUCAUCGUGUGCGGCCAUGGGACGCUGGAGCGGGACGGGGUCUUCUGCCUCCUCAGCGAUGACCACGGCGCCUCGUGGCGCUACGGAAGUGGGAUCAGCGGCAUCCCCUAUGGCCAGCCCAAGCGGGAAAACGAUUUCAACCCGGACGAGUGCCAGCCCUAUGAGCUCCCAGACGGCUCAGUCGUCAUUAAUGCCCGGAACCAGAACAACUACCACUGCCGCUGCCGAAUCGUCCUCCGCAGCUACGACGCCUGUGACACUCUGAGGCCCCGUGAUGUGACCUUUGACCCCGAGCUCGUGGACCCCGUGGUAGCGGCAGGAGCUGUAGCCACCAGCUCCGGCAUCAUCUUCUUCUCCAACCCAGCCCAUCCAGAGUUCCGAGUGAACUUGACCCUGCGCUGGAGCUUCAGCAAUGGUACCUCAUGGCGGAAGGAGACCGUCCAGAUCUGGCCGGGACCCAGUGGCUACUCCUCGCUGGCAACCCUGGAGGGCAGUGUGGGCGGGGAGGACCAGGCCCCGCAGCUCUACGUCCUGUAUGAGAAAGGCCGGAACCAGUACACAGAGAGCAUCUCCCUGGCCAAAGUCAGCGUCUAUGGGACACUCUGAGCUGUACCCAGGCCAGGGAGGGGUAGACGGCCCUGGCCUCAGCCUCAGGACCGUGGGUCUGCAGAGGGUCUGCUGGAGGAGCCUGGAAGAGAGUUCCACCUUCUUUUAGACUGCAGCCUUUUGCAAAAUCAACUUUGACUAGGAAAUCACGGCAUUAGGACUAAAAACCUGGCUUCUCCCUGGACAAGAAGGGCUCCCCACACCUGGCGGCCCUUCCCUUCCCAUUGCUGGGUCCCAGCCCCUGCCCUUUCUGCCCUCCCAGGACAGUGAUUGGUCCUUUUCUUGGGCAGGGCCAGGCGGGCCUGUAAGCAGUCAGUAAAUGUGAACUCAGGGAACCGGGGAAGGCUUACCUCCUGGAGGUAAGAUGCUGGCGUUGGAGAGGGUUGGUGGAAGCCAGAAGGGCAGGUUAUUUGGUUUCUGGGGUAAGGAAGGAGGUGCAUCAUCUACUUUGACUCUUUGAAUCAAAAUGUGUUUAACAUAACGUUUUUAAUGAAAGAGAAUGACUAUUUGCAGAACCUCUGUGGUCCUGCCCACGCACAUCUUC